AUGUCCAAAGAACACACCAGACGCUCCCUCCUCUUCCCAAAAUUCCUCAUCCCCUCCUUCCCCACCAAACAACACAUCCCUCCCUCCCACUCUCCCUCCCCCACCUCUCCAUCUCCAAAGUACCUAAACGGCCACCUCUCCUACCUCCGCUGCACAACCUGCGCCGCACACCUCUGCCUAACCUCCCAAAUAAUCAGCAAAGGCUUCACAGGCCGCCACGGCCGCGCAUACCUGGUCUCCGCCGAACCCACCGCCACCGCCGUCUCAGUCAGCCCCUCCUCCUCGCCCAUAACAUCCCUCCCCAACACGAUCCUCCAACACCCCGUGCCGCGACAGCUCGUCACGGGCGCGCACACAGUCAGCGACGUGAGCUGUGCGUUUUGCGGGAGCGUGUUGGGGUGGAAGUACGUUGCGGCGGAGGAGGAGUCGCAGCGGUAUAAGGUGGGCAAGUUUAUUCUUGAGACGAAGAAGAUUACUGCGUCUUCGUGUUGGGAGGGGUCGUUUGAGGGGGGUGGAGGAGUAGAUGCGGUUCGGGCUGAGGGGGUUCUUGGUGGGGGUGAGUCGGAUGAGGAGGGUUCUGGUUCUGGUUCUGGUUCUGGGGAUGCCGAGUUUGAUAGUCAGGAUGAGGAUGAGUGUGAGGAUUUGUUUGCGGGGAUUUGGAGUCCUGGGUUGGCGAGUCGGCGGCGGAGUCGGAAGAUUGAACGACGGCCUGCGAGUGCGUUGUUUGGAAUGUCGUGA
This is a messenger RNA of Penicillium cataractarum, 738 nucleotides long. Its product is annotated as yippee/mis18 family protein. Lineage: Eukaryota; Fungi; Ascomycota; Eurotiomycetes; Eurotiales; Aspergillaceae. Bases 1 to 738 code for a protein of 245 amino acids. The transcript has a single exon. The record is from RefSeq and is a predicted model, not a curated record.